GGAAAAUAGUACAUCUUGAAUUUUCUCUGGACUCUGAAAUUUGGCGCGAGUUGUUCUUUUCUAGCAUUGAUAAAAUUCUAGAUUAAAAUAUUUAUUUUGUCCCCCAGCUUUGUUUACCAAAAUGACAGACAAAGACGGAGAAGGCUUUGAUGAUGCUGUAGAGGAACGAGUUAUCAACGAAGAAUACAAAAUAUGGAAGAAAAACACACCAUUUUUGUACGACCUGGUUAUGACACAUGCCCUUGAAUGGCCCAGUUUGUCAGCACAGUGGUUACCUGAUGUUACCCGCCCUGAAGGCAAAGAUUACUCACUUCACAGACUUAUUUUGGGUACCCACACGUCUGAUGAACAGAAUCACCUUCUGAUAGCCAGUGUACAGUUACCAAACGACAACGCCCAGUUCGAUGCCUCACAUUAUGACAGUGAAAAGGGAGAAUUUGGUGGCUUUGGUUCUGUAAGUGGAAAGAUCGAGAUUGAGAUCAAGAUCAACCAUGAAGGAGAGGUGAACCGUGCACGCUACAUGCCUCAGAACCCAUGUAUCAUAGCAACCAAGACACCCACAAGUGACGUGCUGGUGUUUGAUUACACAAAACAUCCAUCAAAACCAGAUCCUGCUGGAGAGUGUACGCCAGAAUUGAGAUUGAAAGGACAUCAAAAGGAAGGCUAUGGUUUAUCGUGGAACCCCAACUUGCACGGACACCUGUUAAGUGCUUCAGAUGAUCAUACAAUAUGUUUAUGGGAUGUAAACACAACACCAAAGGAUCGUGUAAUAGAAGCUCACACUAUUUUUAAUGGACAUACGUCUGUGGUUGAGGAUGUGGCAUGGCAUCUUCUUCAUGAAAGUUUGUUUGGAUCAGUGGCUGAUGACCAAAAAUUAAUGAUAUGGGAUACUCGUUCAAACAAUCCAAACAAGCCCAGCCACACAGUCGACGCGCACACAGCGGAAGUGAACUGUCUGUCGUUCAACCCAUACAGUGAAUUUAUUCUUGCCACUGGCUCAGCUGAUAAGACGGUUGCUCUCUGGGAUUUGCGGAACUUGAAGCUGAAGUUGCACUCAUUUGAAUCUCAUAAGGAUGAAAUAUUUCAGGUCCAGUGGUCUCCACACAACGAAACGAUCUUGGCAUCCAGUGGCACUGAUAGGCGGCUUCACGUGUGGGAUCUCAGUAAGAUUGGUGAAGAGCAGUCGGCUGAAGAUGCAGAGGAUGGACCACCCGAGUUGCUGUUCAUACAUGGUGGACACACCGCUAAAAUAUCUGACUUUUCUUGGAAUCCCAAUGAACCCUGGGUAAUCUGUUCAGUUUCUGAAGACAACAUCAUGCAAGUCUGGCAAAUGGCCGAGAAUAUAUACAAUGAUGAAGAACCGGAUACUCCAGCUGGUGAACUAGAACAGCAGACGUCAUGAACAUUUGUCUACUGUUACAACAGAACUGUUGUCUUUGACAUUUUAUACGUGUACGAUUCGUCCCAUUCUUGGAUCAAGUACAUCAAAUGGAGAACAUCAAUCAUCAUCGUAUUGGGAGCUUUUAUGGCUGGUCUGAUAACUUCAGCUGUGCAAGGGAACAAACAAAAACUUAUGACCAAUGGUGCAAAAUGUUUUGGAUUGUGACAUACCUGCUUUCUAAACUUGCCACACAUAACUAAAAGAUUGUCCUCAAGAGUUGGAAAAAGUUGGACAAAGCUUUGACCACAACUUACCAUUGCUUUGUAGUAAACUAUAAAUACUUGCUGUUAGGACAGUCCAUUGUGAUUGCUUCCUGAAUUGCCCAAUUUUUAUGGUUCAUGAUCAGUGUCAACAUAGGAAUUACUGAAAACCUUUUUGACAUUUGAAAGACAAUUUCAUGUUUUUUAUAUAAUUGUUGGCAGCAGUCUUACUUCUAAUAUUGUAAGCUAUAUUAUUUGUUUGCACUGAAAAACAUUUGUUAUGAUCCCUGACCAAAAUGUUAAUAUAGGAUAAUGACCCUUGCUAGUUUGUUUAAGAAAGCAAUAUUUGUUUUCCACAGUGAAUUUGAACAAUUAAAAAGCAUAUUGUACAAGUUAACUUAAAGAUAUCUUGCCUACAAUUGCAAGCAAACAUUUUUUAAAUGAUAUGCUUUUAAUAAAAUAUAAAACGGUAUUGAAUGAAAAUAAAUUGUAGGAAUAUGUCAUGGGUUGAAAUGAAUAAAUUACAUGACGUGAA
Molecule: messenger RNA, 2176 nt
Organism: Gigantopelta aegis
Lineage: Eukaryota; Metazoa; Mollusca; Gastropoda; Neomphalida; Peltospiridae
Product: histone-binding protein RBBP7
Exons: 15
Coding region: 122-1402 (426 amino acids)
Biological process (GO): regulation of gene expression
Cellular component (GO): nucleus; NuRD complex; ESC/E(Z) complex
Molecular function (GO): histone binding
Source: RefSeq, a predicted model, not a curated record